Molecule: messenger RNA, 1896 nt
Organism: Alternaria postmessia
Lineage: Eukaryota; Fungi; Ascomycota; Dothideomycetes; Pleosporales; Pleosporaceae
Exons: 1
Coding region: 1-1896 (631 amino acids)
Source: RefSeq, a predicted model, not a curated record
AUGGAGCCACGAGAAAGCCUUGACGAUGAGGGCGCGCCUCCCCAGGCAUAUCGCGACGACGAGACUGCGAACACUUCUUCUGCCGAGCCUGCCGACGUACCCGCCAACUCCGAGACAUCCGGCGAGGAGUACUAUAGCCCACAAGAGCCCUACUACACCAGUAAAUACAUUCCACCGCGGUUGCAACGUACAUGGAACAAUGUUGUUGUAUGGGUCAAGGGUCCUCAGCCACCACGACCGUGGAAGAUACAUCCCUUCUUUCCCAAGAUACAGACUGCGCCGAUCCAGUUGUUGAACAACUACUUCCCAGAGCGAAGACAGAAGAUUGCCCUGCUAGUCUUUUUCUACUUCUGCUGGCUCCUCACUUUUGGAUUGGUCCUGCAUCGUAGCGCGUUCGCAGCAGACAUACCGGGAUACGGAAGCCCAGUGCGCAUACGGUGUACAGAUCGCUUCUGGAGCGAUGGCAAUGGUUGCGGGCUAAAUGGGGAUCUCUGCCGGCCCUUCGAGAACAGUACCAUGCCGUUCCGUUGCCCGGCAAACUGUAGGCGCGAGCAAUUGCUGAAUCCACAUGCUGUUGGUGACAAGAACGUAAAUUACCGUCAACUCGUUAUUGGUGGACCCACCGACGAGGAAGAGACACUGGAAAACACAUACUACCGUGCUGAUUCUUUCAUCUGCGGAGCGGCUAUUCAUGCUGGUUUUAUAAACGACGCGUCCGGUGGUUGCGGAGUUGUUGCGCAGGUUGGUGAGAAGAACGAGUACCCCAGCGUGAACAGGAGGCAUAUUAAGAGUAUUGGCUUUGACUCUUAUUUCCCACGGUCCUUCUCCUUCCUGUCUGGUACACAAGCCAAAUGUCGCGACCUGCGGUGGCCACUGCUAGGCGUGUCGCUAACUUUUACCAUCCUGUUGUCUUUGUUCACAACAUCGCCAUCCGUCUUUUUCUCCUCCAUCUUCUUUGGUGUCUUCUUCCACGUUGCGCUUGCAUCAGACCCACCAAACCUUACCGACUACUACUCCAUCAUCAGUAUUGCCUUGGGGCGCUUUCUUCCGGCAUCAUUCUGCAUGUAUGCCGUCUACCAAUUUGCGGUGCGUCGUCAACUGCAAGGCCUCCACGCACAGGUUGAGAAAACCAUCCUUUGGCUUGGAGGAUGUUGGAUCGGCGCUUUAAACAACUACACGUUCGACAAGAUUCCUAUCGAGCGCCUCACACCACACGACAUCAAGAAUCAGCCAGGUGCCAUUCCAGCGCUGAUCAUUAUCGUCCUUAUCUUGUUCACCAUCGCCCUGGGACAAGCCUGGUCGUUCCGUGUCGAGGGUCGCCUGCCGCGCUACCUCGCCAUCUAUGGUGCUCUGGUCGGAGGCAUUCUUGCGCUUGUUGCCAUCCCAAAGAUGAAUGUUCGCAUCCACCACUAUAUCCUCGGCUUGCUACUUGUUCCUGGUACAUCUAUGCAAACACGUCCAUCUUUACUCUUUCAAGGCAUCUUGAUCGGCCUCUUCAUCAAUGGCACUGCACGGUGGGGCUUCGCCAGCAUCCUCGAGACGCCUAGUGCACUUCGCGGUGACGCACCUAUGGGCACCUUACUUCCUAUUAUUACUGCGCCAAUCAUCCACAAUAACCUGAACAUUCACCAUUUGAGACCGAAUAUCACCUUCGAUUGGCACUUCCCUUUCCCCGAACCUUAUGACGGGAUAAGUAUCUUGGUCAACGAUGUGGAAAGGUACCAUGAAUACGCUGACCGUAUGGAGGAAAGCUGGACUUGGACUAGACACAUGGAAAAUGUCAACGAAUAUUUCCGCUUUGGAUACUUGAAAGGUGGAGGAAGAGGCGACUACACGAAAGCUGGAGUUUGGAGAGCAGAUGGUGGUUGGACGGAGAUGGCUUCUGGACCAUCUUGA